AUGUCCAACUUGAGGCAGACCCCGCUCACUUGUUCUGGUCACACUCGGCCAGUGGUUUUUCUGGCCUUUAGUGAUAUCACACAGUAUGGAUAUUACCUCAUAAGCGCCUGCAAAGAUGGGAAACCCAUGUUGCGUCAAGGUGAGACUGGAGACUGGAUUGGUACAUUUGAAGGCCAUAAAGGAGCAGUGUGGGGAGCAGCCUUAAACAGUGAAGCUACUCGUGCUGCUACAGGAGCAGCAGAUUUUACUGCGAAAAUCUGGGAUGCAGUUAGUGGAGAUGAACUUCAUACAUUUUCUCAUAAACACAUUGUCAAGUCAGUAGACUUUUCUCGUGAUAGCAAAUUUCUGCUCACGGCCAGCCAAGAAAAGAAACUCAAAAUUUUCGACUUAGAGAAACACGAUGCAGAACCCAAAGUUAUAGGGGGUCACAAAGAUUCAAUGAAAGGUGCAAUCUUUAGUAAAGAUGGAAGUCAAAUAUUUAGUGCCGCUGAUGAUAAAACAGUUCGUGUUUGGGAUGUGAAUAAUGAGUGUGAAAUCAAACUGCUUGAGUUCUCAAAUAUCCCAAACAGCUUGGAACUGUCAAGAGAUGGUACUGUUUUGGUUGUUACUAGUGGAUGUGUCACAAGUUUCUGGAACACAGAAACAUUUGAAAAAAUCAAGGAAUUUGAGGCUCCAACUGCAUUGAACUCAGCUUCUCUUCACCAUCAGAAAAAUGUAUUUGUAUGUGGAGGUGAAGACUUUAAAAUGUACAAAUAUGAUUAUGAAACUGGGACCGAAAUUGAAUCUUCUAAGGGUCAUUUUGGCCCUGUUCAUUGUGUCCGUUUUUCACCAGAUGGUGAACUUUAUGCCAGUGGAAGCGAAGAUGGAACCCUUCGCCUGUGGCAGACAACAGUUGGGAAAACGUAUGGUCUGUGGAAGUGUGUCAUGCCAGAUGAGGCUAGUACACCCACUGGAGAGACUGUGCCCCAGCCCCCAGGGCAACAAGCUGUAAAAGCUGAAGCUUAA
Messenger RNA from Acanthosepion pharaonis, 1005 nucleotides. The record is from the annotation of a GenBank genome assembly. Lineage: Eukaryota; Metazoa; Mollusca; Cephalopoda; Sepiida; Sepiidae.